CCGUGUUCUUGCGCGUUGUCACGAGUUUAAGUUCACUAUCAUAGUCGGCACAAUUUCAAAAUUUCACCAUGAAAGCUGUUUGCGUCCUCAAAGGAACAGGCGACGUGACUGGCGUAGUUCACUUUGAGCAGCAGGUUGAAAGUGAUCCAGUAACUGUGAAAGGAAAGAUCACUGGCCUGACCCCUGGCCUGCAUGGCUUUCAUGUCCAUGCCUUUGGGGACAACACAAAUGGGUGCAUCAGUGCAGGACCUCACUUCAACCCCCACAAGAAGACCCAUGGUGGGCCAGAUGAUGAGAUCAGGCAUGUUGGAGAUCUGGGGAAUGUGACUGCUGAUUCUGAAGGAACUGCUAUCAUCCACAUCGUGGACAAACAGUUGUCACUGACCGGGCAGCAUUCGAUCAUAGGCAGGACCAUGGUGAUUCAUGAGAAGGAGGAUGACUUGGGCAAAGGUGGAAAUGAGGAAAGUCUUAAAACAGGAAAUGCAGGAGGUCGUCUGGCUUGUGGCGUGAUAGGCAUUGCUGAGUGAAACCAGUGUCACCGCUGCUAUUUUAACACUGGAACCACUCAGCUCUCCGUGACCAAUAUUGAUCUCCCCAACUAAGCCCUAAAGCCAAUGAAAAUAAAAUGUUAUUUUUACAGAAAUCCGUCAAAUAUAGAAUGGUCAUGCAAUCACUGUUUUGCCACCUACUUAUGUAAAUUAGAUCUUGAAUGUAAUGAAGUGGUGUUUCUUUUCGUGGAGUUCCCAUUCAUCCAAUAAAAUUUGUUUCUGUACCACUACA
Messenger RNA from Ictalurus punctatus (channel catfish), 780 nucleotides. RefSeq names its product superoxide dismutase 1, soluble (gene sod1). Gene Ontology annotation, biological process: removal of superoxide radicals. Bases 69 to 527 code for a protein of 152 amino acids. Gene Ontology annotation, cellular component: mitochondrion; peroxisome; cytosol. The record is from RefSeq and is marked provisional. Lineage: Eukaryota; Metazoa; Chordata; Actinopteri; Siluriformes; Ictaluridae. The transcript is spliced from 5 exons. Gene Ontology annotation, molecular function: copper ion binding; superoxide dismutase activity.